Trichomycterus rosablanca is the source of this 1463-nucleotide messenger RNA. RefSeq names its product proteasome activator subunit 3 interacting protein 1 (gene psme3ip1). Bases 63 to 824 code for a protein of 253 amino acids. The record is from RefSeq and is a predicted model, not a curated record. Gene Ontology annotation, cellular component: nucleus. NCBI's taxonomy places the organism in Eukaryota, Metazoa, Chordata, Actinopteri, Siluriformes, Trichomycteridae. The transcript has 7 exons.
UUGUGUACACAGCGGUUUAACACGGACACAUUUACAGUGGUACAAGCGUGAAUGGUGCUGUCAUGGCGGACGGUGUCGACCUGAGCCAAAAGUUUGUUUCUGAGUCAGAGAUAGAAGAAAAGAGGAAAAAACGACAGGAAGAAUGGGAGAAGGUUCGCAAACCAGAUGAUCCUGAGGAGGUCCCAGAGGAGGAGUAUGACCCUCGAUCCCUGUUUGAAAGGCUCCAGGAACAGAAGGACAAGAAGCAGGAGGAAUAUGAUGAACAGUUCAAAUUCAAGAACAUGGUUAAAGGACUGGACGAGGAAGAGGCCGGUUUUCUCGACGAGGUGUCACGGCAGCAGUGUCUUGUUGAGAAACGGAGACGAGAUGAGGAGAAAUUGGAGAUCCUGGAAUAUAGGAGUGCUUUAAAGAAACUGGCAGCCAGUGAGAGUCAAAAGAAGGAGCCUGAAAAAAAGGCUGGACCCAAACCACCAGAGCAAAAGAGUAGCCACCUGUCACAGGCGCAUCUACUGGCGGGUGCGGUCAAACGCCGAAGUUCCUCUCAGUCUUCAGACUGCAGUAAGAAGCAGAAGGUGGAAGAGGCGACGGCAGCAACAGGCAACGGCAGUCAAACAGAACGGGAGAUGGAGAGGCAGAACCAGGUGCCUAAUGUAGGAGCGGCCCGCGGUGGGACGCUCCAUCGACCCUCUGCAGCUGUGUGUGUGGGUAUCCUGCCAGGGCUAGGGGCGUACUCUGGCAGCAGCGACUCCGAGUCUAGCAGUGACAGUGAAGGUAGCGUGGAUGGAACCAACUCUUCCAUUAAGUGCAACAGGCUCAUCAGAUAGACACACUGAUACAAACUUACAUGAUUAUUCAUAUUCAUUUCCCACAUUAUUACCUGUUUGAUUUCAAAAGUGAGCUGGAUCUUUCUUUCCUGGUUUAGCUGGGUGGAUCACUGCUGCUAUAAGCUAGAUCAUAUGAUAUAAUAUAAGCUUAGUAAUUUAAUUGGUCUCAGUGUUGCAGCUUGUAGUUUUGAUCGUGUGCAUUUGUUUUUUUAGUAUGUUUGCUUCUUUAUCUGCAUUAAUGUUAAUUAAAAGUUACUUUAUCAGUAGCUGGCAUUGUGGUCAUUGAUGUGUACUGAAACAUGACCUCCCGCAUCAUGCCCGUAUUACAUUCUAUACAGUUUAAAUCCCUGGCACCUAAACCUGGCGACGCAACCCGUGCUGCUGGCUGAGGAGACGACUGCUGUGUGGAUGAAAGACGAGACUGCUUAAAGUGCAUCAGUAUGAAAUCCCUAACCGUGUCAUGAGAGAAGCAGACUGGUUAUGGGCAACGCUGACUGAAAGAUGUGGGAAAAAAGGCUUGUAUUUUUUUUAAACCUGCAAUGCUAAAAAUGCUGGAUUUUUUUAAAGGAACUGUUCCCUACAAGGAAAUGAAUGUGUUUGAUGGCUGGAUGGGACAUUAAAACCAAAGGGAAAAGAAAA